This is a messenger RNA of Arachis ipaensis, 1733 nucleotides long. It is a transcript of the gene PHT4;6, whose product is annotated as phosphate transporter 4;6. NCBI's taxonomy places the organism in Eukaryota, Viridiplantae, Streptophyta, Magnoliopsida, Fabales, Fabaceae. Gene Ontology annotation, molecular function: transmembrane transporter activity. Gene Ontology annotation, biological process: transmembrane transport. The record is from RefSeq and is a predicted model, not a curated record.
AUAAAACUAACCCGAAUUAUAGGCAGUUGCCAGGCUGGUCACAUAUUCUGUGAGAUUUAGAUUUCAACUUCUUUAUUCAUUUCCCGUCUUUGUCAGUACUCACUACUACCCACCCCAAAACGGCAGUCAUGUGCUGCCGUUUUACCUUCCCCAUCACUCCUUAACCGUCACCAGCACCACUAACAACCAACCUCACUUCAGCUUCUCUUCUUUACUCAGCUCCCUCAGUCAAUGCACAAUAUUAUGCUCAAACGACGACGUCGUUUCACCAAGCACCACCAUCACCACCACCACUACCGCCAACGAAAAUGACCAAAAAGCCCUUCCUCUUCAUCCCCGUCCGCUACCUCAUCGUCUUCCUCACAUUCAUCUGCACCUCCGUCUGCUACAUCGAGCGCGUUGGCUUCUCCAUCGCCUACACCGUCGCCGCCGACGCCGCCGCCGUCACACAAUCCUCCAAAGGCUCCAUCCUCUCCACCUUUUACUACGGCUAUGCCUGCUCCCAGGUCCCCGGCGGCUACGCCGCACAGAAGAUCGGCGGCCGCCGCGUCCUCCUCCUAUCCUUCCUCCUCUGGUCCCUCACCUGCUUCCUCGUCCCCUUAGAUCCAAACCGCGUAACCGUUCUCGUCGUCGCACGGUUACUCGUCGGCGUCGCGCAAGGGUUUAUAUUCCCUUCAAUCCACACCGUUCUUGCGCAGUGGGUCCCACCUCAUGAGAGAUCCAGAUCCGUUUCUCUAACUACCUCAGGCAUGUACCUUGGUGCAGCUUUAGGUAUGCUACUCCUCCCGAGCCUCGUUAAAUUCAAGGGUCCGCAAUCUGUUUUCGUUGCCGAAGCUGCUCUCGGCGCGGUUUGGUCUUUGCUUUGGUUUAAAUACUCGUCCGAUCCUAAAGCCACCGCUUCCGGUGCCGGCGAACAGCUGCUUCCGACGAACAAGAAAAUUGACGCGCGAAAACCUGCGCCGAAGACCGUUACGAUCCCUUGGGUGAAAAUCAUGACGAAUUUGCCUGUUUGGGCUAUUGUUGUUAACAAUUUCACAUUUCAUUAUGCUUUGUAUGUGUUGAUGAAUUGGCUUCCUACUUACUUCGAAUUAGGGCUUCAGCUUAGCCUCCAUGAUAUGGGUUCAUCAAAGAUGAUGCCUUAUUUGAACAUGUUCUUGUUCUCCAAUAUCGGAGGCGUUGUCGCGGAUUAUCUGAUUACUAGGAGGAUUAUGUCAGUUACCAGGACAAGGAAAUUCUUGAAUACUAUGGGGUUUGUGGUGGCGUCGCUCGCAUUGGCUGUGAUUCCGAGUUUUAGAACUUCUGGUGGUGCUGUGUUCUGUUCCUCCGUGGCGCUUGGGUUCUUGGCGUUGGGGAGGGCGGGGUUUGCUGUGAACCAUAUGGAUAUUGCACCAAGGUAUGCUGGCAUUGUGAUGGGAGUUUCCAACACUGCUGGCACGCUGGCUGGCAUUGUUGGAGUUGACUUGACUGGCAAGCUUCUCGAGGCUGCGAAGGUUGCAGAUGCUGAUCUGUCAAGUCCUGAGAGCUGGAAGGCUGUCUUCUUCAUUCCUGGUUUGUUGUGCGUGUUUAGUUCCUUGAUAUUUUUGCUGUUCUCAACAGGGGAGAGGAUUUUUGAUUGAGGUUUUAGGCCUGGACUGAAUCGUUGUUACUUUGAUUAUCAUUAUGAUAAUGAUGAGGAGAAGGAGGAUUGAAUGGCUUAUAUGCUUUAUUAUUUGUUUGCGGGGAUUUUAUUUUCA